Molecule: messenger RNA, 624 nt
Organism: Protopolystoma xenopodis
Lineage: Eukaryota; Metazoa; Platyhelminthes; Monogenea; Polystomatidea; Polystomatidae
Source: the annotation of a GenBank genome assembly
AUGGAGCACACUCAUGACGCGCUUAACGAGCUGCAGGCGAAGCUGAACGAUGUUGUCGACUUCCUGGUCGGCCAUUUUGCCGGUGAAUUCGAGGAGGGCAUUCGCACGCACGUGAAGGAGAUGGGAAAACUCUUGCAGAAGUGCAAACUGUCGGCGCCGCCAUCUUCCGCCGCCUCUCGCGCCCCCACCAACACUGCGCCCCACUCGGGCGCCAGUCAGCUCGGCAACGGUACCGUGGCCAGCAACACCAACGACGGCGGCGGCAGCGGCAACAGCAUGCUUUGCACCAUCAAUAGCAACACGAUGGAGGAGGAGGCGGAGCACUGUCUCCGGCCGCUGAUGGACCAUUUCGAGUCUCUGUUGGCCUAUUUGGCGGGCGCAUGCGAGAAGACGGUGCUGAAGCGCCUGCUCAAGGAGCUCUGGCGGAUCACGGUUCAGAACCUCGAGAAGCUCGUCAUUCUGCCGCCGGUCAAUGACCCAAAACAGUUUCGACCUCGCAUCGGUCCUAUCAACACCCCCAGCGGGAGUCGAACCAUGACAGUGCAGAUUGUGAGUUUGCCACGAGUGCCCUUUGGUCACAGAGCAGAUUUGCAUUUCAAGGAAGGCGUUACUUUUCUUUUCUAA